GGAAGCUCUGGCUGUAGCCCAGGAGCAUGGGUUGUGUGAGGCAGGGCUGGGAUUGCAGAAUACUCAAGAGUCUCCCCGACUUGCUGCCAGCUGCUCCCAGUGCCUGUGUUCCUAUCACUGGCAUCUCCAUGAAAGUGGGACUAAAGGAAGAGCCAGAUCCAAUGGCCAUUGUUUCUGGUGGUGACCCUUCCACUCCUCCAUCAAAUCAAGACUUGAGCAUUCUCUCCUGUGCACGCCCUCCCUUUUCCUUCACACCGAGCGGGGUUAAAGAAGCUGCAUGUGGGAACUGUGCAAGUUUUGUCCCAGCAAUUGUGCCGGUGAGGCCAGAACGUACAGAGUCAGCCUGUCGUAAUCAGCAAUUGUGAAAUCUGUGCUGAAAGGCACUGAACCGUGGGACCCCACCUCCUCCCCCCCAUGCCUCUAAUCUUGAUUGAACACAGCAGCCUGCACAGGAAACACAGAGGCUCAAAAGCUCCCAAUCAGCCAAGCAAGGAAAGAAUUUUCUCCAAGAAACGGCUCAGAGCGGAGUCCAAGAAGGACUUUGAUCCUCAGAGUCUUUUUUCCUGCCACCUUUUCCUUGGAAGGAUGGAGCCCCAAGACACAGGUGUGCAGUACAGCAGGUGGAAUGACAGCAGUCGCGAUGAAGUCAGUGUGAACACAUCCACUGCCGAGGUGUCGGGAUGCAGCAGAAUCUACACCAAGCUGUGCACUGGGAAAAUUGGCAUCGCAGUCAAAGUGAUUGGAGGAAACAUCCUCUUCUGGGCCGUUUUUGUGGUUGGCUACGUGACAGGUUACUACGUGCACAAGUGCAAGUAGAAGUAACGGUGCGAUUCACCUGCAGGGCCCUAGGCUGGAUCCCUCCAGUUCUCCCUCUUCGCCCCCAAUCCGGCAAGUCAGCAAACAUGCAUGCGAUGCAGGUAUCUCCACUACACACACGUCACAUGAGCACACAAAGGGAACCAUCGGCAUCAGGGAUAGGGAGACGCACACACCGCGGGCUGGAGGCAGCCUCCUUGCUGCCUCCGAGAACUGACUGUUCAAUCUCAGCUGACUGCCCCGAGGCAAAGGGGGAGCUAGGAAAGGACGGGCUUUCCCUCUCGCAUCAGCACAACACGCUGUGGUUCCAAAAUCUGUCACUGCUGCCCUGUACUGCAACAAGAACUGCUCCUUGGAUCUGCCGGGGCCAGCCCCUCCACCCCCCAUGAGACACUCAUCAGCAGCCGAUCUGGGUACCAGUUUUGCACGAGCAUGUUUUCAAUGAGCUUCUCAAGGCAUUGGCACAUCCGUAGGCAUCUGAAAACGGUGUGUGUGCACGUAAGGGGGUAGUUGUGUGAGCAAACCAGCCCGUGUGUGCAUCUGAUUGCAUGUGCAGAUUAGCCACAAUUCCUUAGUAGUGAUUGGCGCCCUGUGUAACACUCAGUCGACAUGCACACGCUUCUAGCAGACAAGGGCUGUUCCAGACACAUGGUGCUGCUCCCUUUCAAUUGAGAGUCCUUAGUACGACCCUACAUUGUACUGGAGGCGGAGAGUGCAGUGCCUGGGGUCACAGGACUUGCUGACCCAACCUUGGAAAUUUCUUUAUGCUCCAUCAGCCACAUCAGCUCAGAGAAUUAAGGCUUUUGCACCCAACCUCUCUACUAACUCUUCAGGAAGGCUGCAUGCCAGCACCUAGUGAAGCUGGGUCAUCAUAAACUAAUGUGAUGGGAACCUUUAUUUUAAGCAUAACCCCACUGGCUUUCCCCUCUUGCUCUGUGUAACCUGGUUUAAUAACCUUUCCUCUAGAAAACUCAGCUAGGCCCUGGCUCGCUCACAGCCUGAUCUGUAGGGUUUUCAAACGGUGCAGAUAUGUAAAGCUCUGUAUAUUUCUGCAACACACAUUAUUUUAAGUAAUAAAAGCAGAUUACAAACCAACAGGCUGCCCGUGUGUCUGAUGAGAGCUGGAAUGUGUCUCAAUGGAAAGGCUUAUUCAGGGAAGCCCCUGAAGAGUAUCUUGGUGUCAGACUGACUUCCUGUCACUGCAGCUUGAACAGGAAACGUCAGGGAAAUCUACUCUGCUCCGGGGCUGCCCAUUAUGUAGUUGGGGUUCACCUCAUUGAAGGUAAAGCCUCCCCGCAAAAAGAGUCUGGGUGGGAGCCAGAUUCCAACCCCACUUCACCCAAGGGAGAGAGAUUUGAGCUCACGUCUCUUCUAAACAAUCCUGACCGGAAUAACCCGCUCCACCCAAGCACAACCCCAAUUCCAAUCCCGCAGGCAGGCCUGGGUGGCAGGACUUAUCUAAGUGUGCGCUAACGCUUGCCCAGCCGCACGUGGGCCUGUCGCCGUGCACACGGGUAGCCUGUCCUGACAACUGAGCAAAGGAGAGAGAGGCGGUUCUUUCGGGAUUUAGUUCACAAGCCUGGCGCGUCAGCCAGAUUCUGUUCCCUUCCCACCCCCGCCUGCCUCCUUCCCCAAGGCUGUUGGCAAACAUGGGGGAAGGACUCUAGUCUCUUCAUGUUCCUUUCAUCCAUGCAUCCCUCUCUUCUUCCACCACAGGGCAAGGCCCCCUCAGGUACAUGCUGCCUUUCCUAACGUCUGCAUGGAUCCCUCGUGAUGCCCCAUCCCGUGCUGGAGCACAGCGCAGGCCACGGAGCCUUUCGGCAGUGUGCUUUGAAGAGCGGAGAUGCAGUGUCCACCCGGAAGGUUGCAUGGGGAAAGGCCGCGCGUUUGACCAGCCCUGUCAGCAGCACUGUCUGGAAGGACUAGUCCAGGAUGUGGCUGUGGGAGAUAGGCCAGCCCCCACCUCUAACUAGCUAAAGCAGCCCAGGUUAUUUAUUUACCAAGGGGUCUGGUUAUGUCACUGGUAGAGAAUGCAAAGCUGGUCUGCAGCCUCCUGGGUGUCAGACAACAGAGAAAAGGGGCAAAGAGUCAGGGCAGGAGCUUUGGAGACAUCAGGGUACCAAGGUGCAUGACAAGGAAGCACUUUGUGUCUGAUAGUCCUUGUGCUCAUUUCUCAGCUCACCCUGCUGUUCCCCACGAUUCCACGCGGCGCCUUGUGUCAUGGAGCCCUAGGCCCCUCUUUCUUAUGUAGGACUCAGUCAUCUUGGCUAGUGGAGGGCAGCAGGGAGCUUUGGAGGCCAGAGGGGGCUGAAUAGGUACAUUAAGCUCUGCGAUGUGUUUAAAAGGGCUCUCCAAGCAGUUCAGUCACAGGACUGCUUAUCAGAGGAGUGAGUCAUCCCAGCUGGGCUGCUACUGAAGAUAAGCACCUGUGGGGGAGGCUAAACCUGGCAGCGUUGCCUCUCCUCUGGUUUAUGGUGGCGUUGCUUAAGUUUUGACCAGCGAUCUCAUGAGCAAAUUCCAGUGAGGUCACCUGGCCAGGAGACUGAAAGCAGCAGAAAGCGACUGAACAACAGGAAUACACCACAGGCCCUGACACUUCUCCUCUGGCAUUAGCACUGACUAACCAGAGUUGCUGCUGGUUUCCACCGUGGGGCUGCUUGGGGUGAGCUGUCUCCGCAAACACGCUGUCUGGCACGGCUCCCCAGGCCUGGCCUCAGGCAUUGCUCGUCCAACGGCUGGCCUGACAGAGCAGGAGUCUGAUGUCCUCUGAGCACAAGCACCCAUCUUCCCCAUGCUGCGCAGCUGUGCUCCAUCAGUCAGGGGCUACAU
This is a messenger RNA of Pelodiscus sinensis (Chinese soft-shelled turtle), 3645 nucleotides long. RefSeq names its product small integral membrane protein 1 (Vel blood group) (gene SMIM1). Lineage: Eukaryota; Metazoa; Chordata; Testudines; Trionychidae. The record is from RefSeq and is a predicted model, not a curated record.